AUGGACUCAGCAGAUUCGAUACCCGAGGAGUGGUGGGAAGGCAUGGAAAUGAUAUCCAGGACUCCAUAUUUGGCAUAUCUGGCUCUUGGAGCUGUUGGUCUCAUAGUGACUUUGAUUUCGGCUUAUAUACUUCUUUGCACAUUUGCUCCUACUCCCCGACCACCCACCAAGUCCGAAAAGCGAUAUAUCACGAUAACCGAGCAAGGUCAGAUUGCGAAGCCUGAGCCGCUACCAUGUUGGUUCGACAAUUAUCGCGCGCUCAAAGAGAUGGCGCGCAGAGGUCAGAUCCCACCCGAGGAAGCCUACCAAAUAACGGACGCCGAGUGCUUCAUGACAUUGGUCAUACCCGCAUAUAACGAGCAAGAUCGAUUGAGCGGAAUGUUGGAAGAGGCAGUCGAGUACUUGGAAGAACAGUACGGACAUCAUGGCACAAAGUCCAGGAGUAGCAGCAAUGGCAACGCGCAGGCGACAGGCCGCCAAGGUGAUCCAUACCGCGGAUGGGAAAUCAUUCUCGUCAGUGACGGCAGCACCGACAAGACAGUAAAAGUUGCUUUGAACUUUGCGCGAACGCAUAUGCUCAACAAGCCACCGCCUACAUAUUCUGGUCCUUGGAAAGAGCAAGAAAAGUACAAGCCGACAAACAUUAGUCCGGGUACGAUCAGAGUCGUGCAGCUGGAACAGAAUCGUGGCAAAGGUGGCGCUGUAACACACGGCAUGAGACAUGCGAGAGGCACUUAUGUGGUGUUUGCAGAUGCGGAUGGUGCUUCAAGGUUUCCAGAUCUAGGGAAGCUGGUCAAACAGUGCGAGAAAAUCAAGGACAAAAUGGGACGAGCGGUCGGCGUUGGUAGCAGAGCGCACAUGGUAGGCAUGGAUGCCGUCGUGAAGCGAUCCGCCCUCCGCAACCUGCUUAUGCGUUGCUUUCAUCUUGGAAUCCGGCUGCUCACGACACCCAAAACUUCCCACAUCAAAGAUACGCAAUGCGGCUUCAAGCUCUUCUCGCGCCCAUCUUUACCCUAUAUCAUCCCAUACAUGCACUCGGAAGGCUGGAUCUUCGAUGUCGAAAUGCUCAUGCUGGCAGAGAGCGCUGACAUACCUAUGGCUGAAGUAGGCAUUGGCUGGAAAGAGGUCGCAGGCAGCAAAUUGAAUGUCAUUAAUGAUAGUAUAGGCAUGGCAGUCGGCCUCGCUUGGCUUAGAGUGGCCUGGGCUAUUGGAAUCUAUAGGCGAGAUUGA
Messenger RNA from Pseudocercospora fijiensis CIRAD86, 1230 nucleotides. RefSeq names its product glycosyltransferase family 2 protein. The transcript has 3 exons. The record is from RefSeq and is a predicted model, not a curated record. Bases 1 to 1230 code for a protein of 409 amino acids. NCBI's taxonomy places the organism in Eukaryota, Fungi, Ascomycota, Dothideomycetes, Mycosphaerellales, Mycosphaerellaceae. Gene Ontology annotation, cellular component: endoplasmic reticulum membrane.